GUGAGUCAAACACUCUCAAAGACAGACUACAGGCAGUCUCCACAGCACUAAGAUAUGGGCUUACUGUGACUUAAACCUGGAGCCUCUCUCUUAAACCUGAAAACAAAAAGACUAAAAAGAGAGAGUUAGACAGAGACAGGAAGUGAGAAAGAGAAACAAAUCGCCAGAGACGAUGGAAAACUGAAUGUGUUCAAGACUUUCAGUCUAUAGAAGGGGGGAAAAGAGGAGCAAAGACAAGCCUGAGGAUACUACAGAUUAUGUUGCCAUGGAAACCAGAACCUGGAAGCGGACGCAAGGACCACUGAAGGUGGACAACCAUCCUUGACUGCAUCAUCGACACAUUACUGUUCUGCUGCACACAGUGGUGAGAGCAUGCGUGCGGUGAAUGGUGGAGAGUUUGCCGUCUGAUCCUUCUUACAGCUCCGAAUGUUGUGGAGAAUAACUAUCCCAGUCAUACUGGCUGGGGUGCUCUGCAUCACUGCAGAGACCAAAAAGCCUCGGCCCCAGGGAUCCAUCCCAUCCCCACACAAAACCAAAGGGAACCUGUCCUCAGAACGUCAUCACAGGCUAUUGCAGCAGAAACCAGAGGUGCUAUCCUCCAGCAGAGAGGCCUUAGUGGUGACAGAGCGCCGCUACCUCCGCAGAGACUGGUGCAAGACCCAACCCCUUCGUCAGACAAUUAGUGAGGAGGGUUGCCGCAGUCGCACUGUGGUCAACCGUUUUUGCUAUGGCCAGUGCAACUCCUUCUAUAUACCCCGCCAUAUGGGCCCCAGCUCAGUUCAGGGCCAGAACCGAGGGCAGGCCUCAGGAUCUGGAAGGAAAAACCACAACAAGGCCCAGGAGCCAUUCCAGUCCUGCUCCUUCUGCAGGCCACACCGCAUCACACAGCUCACAGUGCAGCUAGACUGCCCAGACCUGCAGCCCCCUUUCAGACACCGUAAGGUGCAAAGGGUCAAACAGUGUCGCUGCAUGUCAGUGGAUGUGAGCGGCCAUGGGAAACUGUGAAGGACUUAAAAGGUCGAGUAAAAUUAAAAUGACAUCUGAGUGUUGUCAAAGGCAGAUAUUCACAAACUUUGCCAAACAAAGACUGGCUUCAAGAUGAACUGUUCUGCAUUGUGUUUUACAAAUAAUGGCCUGUCCCACAAUAAAAUGACAUGAAACAUGGACCUGGUAUUAUAAACCAAGGCCCAAGACUGAUUUAAUCAGAGACUCAGCCAUGUUGGCAAGCCGAUGCUGUUGGAAGAGACUGAUUCAAGUGGCUGCACAAGAGACACUAACGAUGAAGCAGCCAACUUUCCUUUCUGUUAUUUCACAAAGCUCAUAUCUACCUGCUAUUUGUACAUUUGUUACUAGAUUCCUUUGGGAUAAAAGAGAUAAUAAAGUGCCUCUGAGUUUUAAAACCACAAAACAUUAUGGACACUGGGAGAGACCAUGCUGAUAACACAGAGCCUUAAAGAAACUAAACUGUAGCCUGUGACCCCUUCAAAAGGUUUUUGUGAUGUGACAUGUUUUUCUGCAGGUGGAUCUACAGCAAUCAGUUUGUCAGCAAUGUUUUUAAAUCUGUGUUUUUGAAGUAUUGUAUCUAUUAUACUGUAUCCUUAACUUAUAUGAUGUCCCGAAUAAUAGACAAGUUAAUAUCAAGGACAAGAAACAUGAAGCAACACAGCAAUGACCAGUGGCAUCUACCUGCUUGGACACUAACCUGGCUGUAUACUGUACAUCUGCCACAGACAUACUAGCCAGUAGGAAAAAACAUACUGCAGCAUGUGUUAUAAGGGUGCAAUGCAAUAUAUACAGUAUAUAUAAAUAUAUUUUAUGUAUGUGUGUAAGUAUGUAUGUGAAAAAUAUAUUAAAUCUAUUUCAUAAAAUAACAGUGGUGUUUAGAGCACGUAGUUUUGUACCACUUUAUAUCACAGUUGGGCAAAUGAUAAACAGAAAAUCAGCA
This is a messenger RNA of Toxotes jaculatrix (banded archerfish), 1945 nucleotides long. It is a transcript of the gene grem2a, whose product is annotated as gremlin 2, DAN family BMP antagonist a. Lineage: Eukaryota; Metazoa; Chordata; Actinopteri; Toxotidae. Gene Ontology annotation, molecular function: BMP binding; receptor ligand activity. Bases 427 to 1005 code for a protein of 192 amino acids. Gene Ontology annotation, biological process: animal organ morphogenesis. The record is from RefSeq and is a predicted model, not a curated record. The transcript has 3 exons.